GGCUAUUUAAGAGCCGCUUCCGCCCCCCGCGUCUUGCCCGGCUCUUCUUGCCGCUGUCGUUGAGCGCUGGCGGACCAGACGCUUUUGGCGAUGAGCCUCCCAGGGUUAAGUUUUAAGAAAGCCGCUGCUUUUGCCGAAGCCCUGAGAGCCGAGCCUCGGUUCUUGCUGGCCCAAAAUGUCGCAACCUGUUCAGACCCUCUGGAGGUGUGUCUGGAGCGUGGUGUGGUACAAGAUGUGCUCCAGGUGUUCCAGCAUGCAGUACCUGCCGAGGGCAAACCCAUCACCAAUCAGAAGAACUCAGGGCGCUGCUGGAUCUUCUCUUGUCUGAAUGUGAUGCGUCUCCCGUUCAUGAAAAAGUUCAACGUUGAGGAGUUUGAAUUCAGCCAGUCCUACCUCUUCUUCUGGGACAAGAUCGAACGUUGCUACUACUUCUUGCACGCGUACGUGGAGACGGCUCAGCAGAAGGAGCCGGUGGAAGGCCGGCUGGUGCAGUUCCUGCUCUCCAACCCUUCCAAUGACGGUGGGCAGUGGGAUAUGCUUGUGAACCUUAUUGAAAAAUAUGGUGUUGUUCCCAAGAAGCUGUUUCCAGAAUCGCAUACCACAGAGGCCUCCAGAAGGAUGAAUGACAUUCUGAACCAUAAGAUGCGGGAAUACUGCAUCCGACUACGAAACAUGGUCGAGACAGGCUGCAACAAAGGCGAGCUUGCAGUUGCUGUGGACACCAUGAUAGAGGAGGUGUUUCGAAUAGUUUCCAUCUGCCUCGGGAGCCCACCGGAGACCUUCUGCUGGGAGUUCUAUGAUAAGGAGAAGGCCUACCACAAGAUCGGGCCAGUCUCCCCGUUACAGUUCUACCAGGAACACGUCAAGCCCGUCUUCGAUAUGGAAAGCAAAGUUUGCCUAGUCAAUGACCCCCGCCCCCAGAAUCCGUACAAUAGGUUGUACACAGUGGAGUAUCUGAGCAACAUGGUUGGGGGAAGAAAAACUCUGUACAACAACCAGCCAAUUGAGCUUCUGAAAAAGAUGGCCGCCGCUUCCAUUCGGGAUGGAGAGGCAGUCUGGUUUGGCUGCGAUGUCGGAAAGCACUUCAACAGCAAGCUGGGCAUCAACGACAUGAACAUAUUUAAUCACAAACUGGUGUUCGGUGUGUCUGUGAAGAACAUGAACAAGCACGAGCGGCUGAUCUUCGGGGAUUCCAUGAUGACCCACGCCAUGGUCAUCACUGCCUUCAACGAGAAGGAGGAUCAAGAUAGCUCCUUUGAGAAGUGGCGUGUGGAGAACUCGUGGGGAGAAGACCGUGGAAAUAAAGGCUAUCUCAUCAUGAGCGACGACUGGUUCUCGGAGUACGUGUACGAGGUGGUGGUGGACAAGAAGCACGUGCCUGAAGACGUCCUGGCGGUGUUUCAGCAGGACCCGACAGUCCUGCCUGCGUGGGACCCGAUGGGCGCUCUGGCCAAGUGAACUCUCGGAGGGGCCUUGCUGCCUCCUCCUCCUCCUCCUGGUCAACCUUGAAGCAAGCAUGGUGGGGUCUGGAAGGCCGGGAGCUGCGGCGAAGCCGCCACGCAGCCACGCUCACUGCUGGAGGUGCGGCGUUCGCAAGCGGGUUGCUGCAGGCUCUUUGCAGGGAACUACGCUGUUCCACGGAUGGGGCAACUCUGCAAUCUUGCUGUCGGCGUGUGCUUUUUCCAUUGUAGUAUGAUCGUUCCUUUCUUCUUAAUGUCCUUUUAAACGUUCUUUUAUCGGCGCACUCGGCGUGUGUUGGACUCCUCCCGAAGUGAUUCUUUCGAGCAAACGACAUGUACAAAAGACGGGUGCGGGCGACGAUCUUGUGGGAGCAAAGAGCACCCGCUGGAGAUGAACAGGAGGGGGGUGUUCAGUGGCUCGGUGGCUCUUUGGAGAGUGGGAAAAUCAGGGGGCGGGUGAGGCUGUCCAUUUCUUAUCCAUGAGCUGUCUGUCUGUCUGUCCCGACUAUGGUACAAUCGGAAUUAUCUGUGAGGGUUUUUUGUCUUGGAAACGGUACACCAGAUUUAGAGUCAACAGGAUUGGUUAUUUCAGCGCAGCUCAACCGAACAACCACUCAGACGUCCUCCCGGGCAGAACUGAGGAAUGCAAGACGCCCGAGCAAAAAAACAAAACAUUUUUUUAAAAUCACCGAUUUUAUUUGACUGCUGUUGACAAUUAGAUGAUGCUACGAAGCGUUUUAAAUAAAUCCACAUUGCUGAAUGCC
Molecule: messenger RNA, 2224 nt
Organism: Sphaerodactylus townsendi
Lineage: Eukaryota; Metazoa; Chordata; Lepidosauria; Squamata; Sphaerodactylidae
Gene: BLMH
Product: bleomycin hydrolase
Exons: 12
Coding region: 91-1458 (455 amino acids)
Biological process (GO): response to toxic substance; proteolysis; L-homocysteine catabolic process
Cellular component (GO): cytoplasm
Molecular function (GO): cysteine-type aminopeptidase activity
Source: RefSeq, a predicted model, not a curated record